AGGCAUUGGGGUGCUAAACGGAGCGCCUGUCGCAGGAGCUGCCAAGCUCCACUCUCCACACGGUUCCACACGUCGCAUGGCUGUGAAGGUAGCUGCCAUGCCUACUCGCCUGACCCUUCCGUUUCUCUUACUCCUAGCUGUUGCGUCCGGCGCCUACGUCGCAGCCGGCGCGCCGCCGAUCAGCCGGAGAGGCUUCCCUGAGGGGUUCAUCUUCGGGACGGCCUCGUCCGCCUAUCAGUACGAGGGUGGUGCAAUGGAGGGGGGCAGAGGACCGAGCAUCUGGGACACCUUCACUCACCAGCACUCAGACAAAAUCGCUGAUGGAAGCAAUGGGGAUGUGGCGGUGGAUUCCUACCAUCUCUACAAGGAAGAUGUGCGCAUCAUGAAGGAUAUGGGGAUGGAUGCCUAUAGGUUCUCCAUCUCCUGGAGUAGAAUUCUUCCAAAUGGAAGUCUGAGCGGUGGAAUCAACAGAGAAGGCGUACGAUACUACAACAGUUUGAUUGAUGAGCUCCGGUCGAAAGGGGUGCAACCAUUCGUGACCAUUUUUCACUGGGACUCGCCUCAGGCAUUAGAAGAUAAAUAUGGAGGGUUCCUCAGCCCAAAUAUCGUCAAUGACUACACGGACUAUGCUGAGGUCUGCUUCAAAGCAUUCGGUGAUCGAGUGAAGCACUGGAUCACGUUCAACGAGCCCUGGAGCUUCUGCUCAGGGGGGUAUGCAUCUGGCACCUCUGCACCAGGCCGGUGCUCGCCAUGGGAGCAGGGCAGGUGCAACGCUGGGGAUUCAGGAACGGAGCCUUACACUGCAUGUCAUCAUCAACUUCUCGCCCAUGCAGAAACAGUUCGGUUGUAUAAACAGAAGUAUCAGGCUGUGCAAAAGGGGGAGAUUGGAAUAACAUUAGUCUCACACUGGUUUGUUCCAUUUUCCCGUUCCAAAUCUAACGAUGAUGCAGCAAGGCGCGCCAUAGACUUCAUGCUUGGCUGGUUCAUGGACCCCCUUAUUAGAGGAGACUACCCGCUAAGCAUGCGAGCGUUGGUCGGAAAUCGCUUGCCACAGUUCACAAAGGAACAAUCAGAGUUGGUCAAGGGUUCAUUCGACUUCAUUGGGCUAAACUACUACACAGCAAACUACGCUGACAACCUUCCUCCAUCAAAUGGCCUCAACAUUAGCUAUAACAGCGACGCCCGAGCUAAUCUUACGGGCGUUCGAAACGGUAUCCCUAUAGGUCCUCAGGCUGCUUCAUCUUGGCUCUACAUAUACCCUCGAGGCUUCCGUGAGCUGCUGCUUUACGUCAAGGACAACUAUGGCAAUCCUACAGUCUAUAUCACUGAAAAUGGCGUCGACGAAUUCAACAACAAAAGCCUGUCGCUCCAGGAAGCCCUCAAGGAUGACACCAGGAUCGAGUACUAUUACACGCACCUCCUUGCCCUGCAAAGCGCUAUAAGGGACGGAGCAAACGUGAAAGGCUACUUCGCGUGGUCGCUGCUGGACAACUUCGAGUGGGCGAACGGCUACACGGUCCGGUUCGGGAUAAACUUCGUGGACUACAGCGAUGGACUGAAGCGGUACCCCAAGAAGUCUGCCCACUGGUUCAGGGAGUUCCUCAAGAAAUAGUCGUGGACGACGACACUGAGCAGCAAGAGUGCCAAUAAGAAAUAAAUCGAAUAAAGCGCUCGUGUUUUUUUUUUUUUUUGGCAAGUGUUCUUUCGCUGUCGCGCGUAUCCCUUAUGUAUCUUAACUUUCAUAUUGUUUUGUGCCACAACAUGGAGCUUUAAAUAAUGGCCUGGAUACGGUUGUGCGAUGGAGCAUGCACAAGAAAA
This is a messenger RNA of Phragmites australis (common reed), 1818 nucleotides long. Its product is annotated as beta-glucosidase 12. NCBI's taxonomy places the organism in Eukaryota, Viridiplantae, Streptophyta, Magnoliopsida, Poales, Poaceae. Gene Ontology annotation, biological process: carbohydrate metabolic process. Gene Ontology annotation, molecular function: beta-glucosidase activity. The transcript has 13 exons. The record is from RefSeq and is a predicted model, not a curated record. The coding region runs from base 77 to 1612 and encodes 511 amino acids.